AUGUCUAAAGUUGAUAAUGACACAUCCUUAGCCCCAAAUCCUUUAAUAUCAAUAUGGGUUCUUUUAGAGGGCAAACCAAGUUCUGUGGAAAUUCAUGUUAAGCCAAGCGAUUUUAUAUCACAAAGUCCUAAUUUAAAUGACUUUAAGCAAAUUCUUAACCAAAAAUUUAAGGCUCUUAAGGAUGUAGAACCGGAAAAUAUUGAAUUUUUCUCUGAUAAGGAUCAAACACAAACUUGUUUCGGUGGUGUGUUGCUAGCGGACCUUGUUACAACUGAUUCAUGUCCACUUAUCAUUCGAUACCCGUUGUCCACAUCGUGUAUCAUAGUAACUUAUAAAUCAGGGAACAGCAAAGUAAAAAAAAAACUGCCACACUCUAGCAGAUCUUGGGAUUUGCUACAAAAAGAUGUUAUAAGAAAUUUUAGUAAAUUAUCAAAAUUCGAAAAUGCAAAAGUGGAUGACCUCUAUUUUGAAAUCUCUGAAGGUAAUGAAAAAAAUCUUAAGGACGAGUUUCAAUUUAAUGAGCUCGUGGAUCGGAUCGAAGAAAAAGAGAAAAGACGAGUUCUUCUCGACCUUAAAGUCCAAAUUAAAGAUAAAAAACCUUAUAAUGAAUGGAAUAUCAGAGAUGUAUUCACAAAUGUUUUGCAUCGAGAUUAUAAUGGAUUACUUGGUCAAGCAUUUAAUUUAGAUAAACUCUCAAAUUACAAUUUAAUUACCAUAGAGGAGAUGAAAUUCUUUGUUAAAGAGAUCAAAAAAACGAUAAAAGUAUUCAAAAAUAAUAUUAAUAUUAAUGAAGCAACUGUUUGGAAAUAUAUAUCUAUUUUCAUGAAGACCACAGUUGAUCAUAUUCAAAUGUUUAUGAACAAUUCAGCACAAUUAUACGUAGAAGCUAAUCUUUAUGGAUCUAAAGGGUAUGGUCCCAUGGACUAUUUAGUAAAACUCGACAAUUUUGCGGUACUAGUCAAUGAGGCCAAAUCGGAAGAUUUAACUAAGGAAAUAGCCCAAAACAUUAUGCAAUUGCACAGUGCAUCAGAGAGUUUAUUAGGCAAGCAUAAGUUAGAACAGACAGAAUUUGAAUCAUCGCAACAACAAUUGUUUGGAAUUGUAACAACUGGGUUUCUUGGGGAGAUGCAGAGUGAAAAAAAUGUAGUUUCUUAUAUUGUUCGUAUACUAGAAAAUCAAGACGAUAUGUUAAAAAAUAACUCAAAACGU
Messenger RNA from Racocetra persica, 1209 nucleotides. Lineage: Eukaryota; Fungi; Glomeromycota; Glomeromycetes; Diversisporales; Gigasporaceae. The record is from the annotation of a GenBank genome assembly.